Messenger RNA from Bathycoccus prasinos, 3453 nucleotides. RefSeq lists its product with no specific name. Bases 1 to 3453 code for a protein of 1150 amino acids. Gene Ontology annotation, molecular function: nuclear import signal receptor activity. Gene Ontology annotation, cellular component: nucleus; cytoplasm. NCBI's taxonomy places the organism in Eukaryota, Viridiplantae, Chlorophyta, Mamiellophyceae, Mamiellales, Bathycoccaceae. The record is from RefSeq and is a predicted model, not a curated record. Gene Ontology annotation, biological process: protein import into nucleus. The transcript has 2 exons.
AUGGCGAGUAACAACAACGAGGAGGAUUUGACGAAUAAUGAAUUGCGAACGCUCUUAGACGAGCAAAAUCUCCACCCGUUUCUGGAGUUGAUUUCAAAUCUCACCUCCUCGGAGAACGAGAAACGAACUCGAUGCGAGAAGAUCUUCGAACUGUGCAAGACGACGCAGUUAGGUUUCACGGUGAAACAACUUUUACGCGCGUUGAGGAAUCCAACGAAAGUACAGGAUGAAAAAGCGAGACAAAGUGCAGAGAUGAGCGCGGUUUUAUUGAGGCGAUCGAUCGCGAACAGAGAGGGCGAGUUUACCUUGACGGAAGCGAACGGCGUGACGAGUGAAGUGGUUUCGAUGGUGAAAACGGAGUUAUUAAACGCGUUACGAGAAGAUUCGAUGAGAACGGACACGGCGAGCAAAUCAAUCACGAAUAAAACGAGAGACGUGGUGAUUGAAGUCGCCGCGCACUCUAUCGACGACGAACGGGACGAGUGGCCGGAAUUGUUACCGUUUAUGUUUGGCGCGAUUAGCGGGAACGAUGCGUCGGAUAAGUUGAAAGAAACGGUUCUGUUUAUUUUUGGCGCGCUGUCGAACGUGUUAGGGGAAAGGUUGAAACCGCACUUGGCGACGUUGCAUUCGAUUUUGCAAGCGAGUUUGCAACACGCGAAUAACGACGUGAGAUUGGCGUCGUUAUCGGCGGCGUGUUCGUUCGUAGAGGGAUUGAGUUCCACGGAGGAAAGAAACGCGUUUCAGGAUUUGUUGCCGCUGAUGUUGCAAACGUUAGGGGCAAGUUUACAAAGCGGGGCGGAAGACGACGCGCAAGAAGCGUUGGCGAUGUUUAUCGAGUUGGCGGAAACCGAUCCGAGGUUUGUGAGGAAACAUUUGGUGGACAUCGUGGAGGCGUUUUUAAGCAUCAUGGAAAACGAGGAGUACGAAGACGGGACGCGGUCGUUGUCGUGCGAGUUUUUGGUGACGUUAACGGAGGCGAGAGAUCGCGCGCCGGGGAUGAUGCGAAAAUUGCCGAAUUUCGUCCCGAGAUUGUUGAAAGCGUUGUUGGUGUUUUGCUUCGACGUGGAAGACGAACCGGAGUGGCACCAAUGCGGCGACGAGGAGAACGACGACGCCGGGAACGGUGAUAGGUUUGACGUCGGGAGCGAGUGCUUGGAUCGCGUGGCGAUCGCGUUAGGACCGAACGCGGUGUUAGGUCACGCGGCGCAGAUGGUCCAAGCGCUUUUGAGCGACCCGGAUUGGAGAAAGAGACACGCGGCGUUGCACUGCGUCUCGCAAAUCGCCGAGGGGUGUCAAAAAGGUAUGAUGAAAGACGUCAUCGGGUCUGCGACGCCGGCGUUGCAUUUGGCGAACUCGGAUCCGCACCCGAGAGUCAGAUGGGCCGCGGUAAACUGUUUAGGUCAGCUGUGUACCGAUCUCGGACCGAGAUUGCAAAAGAAAGGGCACAAGAUGGUGUUGCCGGCGUUGAUGGGAUGCAUGGACGACGCCGCAAAUCCUCGCGUGCAAGCGCACGCGUGCGCGGCGACGGUCAAUUUCACCGAGAAUUGCCCACCCGAGUGUAUGGAACCGUACAUGGACGAUUUGAUGACGAAGCUGCUGAGUUUGUUGAGAGCCGGGAACAAAGUCGUCCAAGAAUCGGCGCUGACGGCGUUGGCGAGUACGGCGGAUACGGCGCAAGAGACGUUUUCGAAAUAUUACGACCACGUCGUGCCGUUGUUGAAAGAAAUUAUUGUCAGCGCGAACACGCCAGACUAUCGGAUGUUGCGGGCGAAAGCGAUCGAGUGCGUGACGUUAGUUGGUAUGGCGGUUGGGAAGCAAAGAUUUAGCGGCGACGCGAUUGAGGUGAUGAACAUCAUGCAACAAUUGCAAGCGAACGGUUUCGACGCGGACGACCAAACGACCAGUUACAUGUUGCAAGCGUGGACGAGAGUGUGUAAAUGCUUGGGUUCCGAUUUUAUCCCGUAUUUAUCGACGGUUAUGCCGCCGUUGUUACAAUCGGCGCAGUUGAAACCAGACGUGACGGUGGUCAACAUCGACGACGCCGACGACCAAAACGAGGACGACGACGAAGACGACGAUUUGGAACAUUUAGAGUUUGGCGAUAAAAGAGUGUCCAUUCGAACGAGUAUUCUGGAAGAAAAAUCGACGGCGUGUUCUAUGUUGUGCUGCUACUUGGACGAGUUGAAGGAAGGUUUCUUGCCGUACAUUCAGCCGGUGUGCGAAAUUAUGGUCCCGUUGCUCGAGUUUUAUUUCCACGAAGACGUGAGAAGAGCGGCGGUGGCGUCUUUGGCAGAUAUCAUCCGAGCCGCGAAAAGGUGCGUGGAAAAGAGAUCUGGGCCGGAAUGCACUCUCGAUUGGUUGAAGCAAAUUAUCAACUACGUCGUCCCGCCGUUGAUUUCCGCGUUAGGGAAAGAACCCGAGGUGGAGAUUCAAGCGGUUAUGUUGGAAGCUUUGGCCGAGUGCGCCGGGGAAUCAGGCGAGCUCGUGAGAGAGUUCAUCCCAAAGAUGCUCGAAACGUUUGAAGAAAUUUUGACGGAGUCGUUAGAGCGACGCGCGGAAAGAAACAAACGCGCGAGUACGGAAGAUUUCGACGAAGAAGAGAUGGAAGCGUUGGAGGAUGAACAAGCCGCCGAAGACGAGGUGUUUGACCAGUUUGCCGAAUGCAUCGGUACUUUGCUGAAGAGUUUUAAGUCGAACAUUUUAGCCGACAUCGAACCGUUGUUGCAAUCGAAGAUUGCGCCGAUGUUUGCACCAGAAAGGUCCGCCGAGGAACGACGCAUCGCGAUUUGCAUCUUCGACGACGUGUUCGAACACGCGAGCGAAGGCGGCGCGACGAUGAAAUAUUUACCAGGGUUUGCAGACGCGUGCGUCAGAGGGAGCGCGGAUGCGGAUUCGGACGUGCGUCAAGCCAGCGUGUAUGGGCUCGGAUUGAUGGGUCAAACUAUGGGCCAAAACUUCACUCCGUACGUUCCGGGUGCGUUACAAGCGCUCGCUGCGGUCAUUCAAGAUCCAGCAGCGCGGGAGGACGAAAACAUCACGGCGACGGAGAACGCCGUCUCCGCUUUAGGUAAACUCUGCGAACACCAAACGCAAAGCAUCGACGCGAAAUCAAUUUUUCCGUCCUUCUUAGCGUGCUUGCCACUCACCGAAGAUGCGAUCGAAGCGAGAGCCGUUCACGCGCAGCUCGCGAGAUUGUUACAAAACGACACUUAUAAAUCUUACUUGUUGGGAGAAAACAACGAGAACUUAGCGAGAGCGAUUUUGAUUUUUGCCGAAGUUAUGCCCACGGCAUCCAGUAGCGAUAAAGUUCGAUUGUGCGAUCAAGAAACGGCGAUGGCAAUGAAGAAUACUUUAGUACAAAUGCAAAGCACGAUGCCUGGAGAUGCGUUAGCGGCGGCUUUUUCCGCGUUAGAUCCGCAAAAACAGGCGGCGUUGCAAGCGUGCAUGGCUUAA